AUGUUUGAAACCUCCAACUACAAUUCAUCGUGCGCUAACUCCACAGUGUGGCAAGUAGGCGAUGCCGAUCCGGCUACAGGUUUACCAUUAAUAACUAUUGGAGGUGCUCUAGGUAAUCCAAGUUGUGACACUGUUGGGAACUGGUUCAAGAUUGAGAGGGGUUUUAGUGACACAAACCACAGGUUGGUGUGGCAUCCAAACGAUGUGUGCAACUCGACUACUAGGGUUCAUGAGCUGAUCGUAAUUGAUUCGCCGUUUAGAAGAACAAAACGCAUGGUUCGGUCGAACGGCAAGCACCAAUAUCUUGUGAGUUUUGCAAGAGUAUUUCGGGAAGGCCCGUAG
Messenger RNA from Andrographis paniculata, 342 nucleotides. Its product is annotated as miraculin-like. Bases 1 to 342 code for a protein of 113 amino acids. The record is from RefSeq and is a predicted model, not a curated record. Lineage: Eukaryota; Viridiplantae; Streptophyta; Magnoliopsida; Lamiales; Acanthaceae. Gene Ontology annotation, molecular function: endopeptidase inhibitor activity. The transcript has a single exon.